Messenger RNA from Anthostomella pinea, 1194 nucleotides. The record is from the annotation of a GenBank genome assembly. Lineage: Eukaryota; Fungi; Ascomycota; Sordariomycetes; Xylariales; Xylariaceae.
AUGGUGAAGAUACCAGCAUUCGAGGUGGAGCAAUGGAUGGACAAGUACGAAAACACGCCCGGCGUGCUCAACAUCGCCGAGACAUGUGCCUCGUCCAUCUCCGUCAGACAGCUCAUCCAGUUGAACGACCAGGCAGGUGCACCGCCACCACUCGGUUUCUCGACGAGGAUGACGUACGGCGCCAUCCGUGGAUCGGAGCAGCUGCGCCGGAACAUCGCAGACACGUAUGCGGACGAUGGAACGUCGAGUGCCGUUUCGCCGGACGACAUCAUCGUGACACAGGGCGCCAUCUCGGCAAAUCACCUGGUGUUCUACAGUCUUGUCGGACCGGGGGAUCACGUUGUCUGCGUGUUCCCGACAUACCAACAGCUCUACUCCGUGCCCGAGAGUCUCGGCGCCGAAGUGUCGCUGUGGGAGCUGAAGGCAAAGAACGGCUUUAUUCCAGACGUCGCUGAGCUUGAGAUGCUGGUCAAGGUCAACACGAAGAUGAUUGUCAUCAACAAUCCGAACAACCCAACUGGGGCGAUAAUUCCGAAGGCCGUCCUAACCCAGAUCAUAGAGGUGGCACGCAAGCACGAUAUCAUUGUGUUCUCAGACGAAGUCUACAGGCCCCUAUUCCACGGCCUCGAAGCAGAAGACGUCCCGCCAUCCGCUCUCUCACUGGGCAAUUCCAAAGUCGUGGUCACGAGUUCCACGUCCAAGGCCUGGGCGCUGGCCGGCAUUCGCGUCGGCUGGGUCGCCUCUCGUGACCCCACGAUCAUCGAGCAGGUUGCCGUGGCCCGCGACUACACGACCAUCAGCGUGUCACAGCUCGACGACCAAGUAGCACGGUACGCGCUUGGCGCCAGUGUGAGGCCACAUCUCUUAAAGCGGAAUAUGGAACUGGCGAGGACCAACCUCGGGCUCCUGGAGCGGUUCGUCAAGGAUCAUCCUUCGCAUUGCUUCUGGAUCAAGCCCACAGCAGGAACAACUGCCUUCGUACAGUUCCUGAACGGGUCUGAGCCAGUUGAUGAUGACGCUUUUUGUCGAGAUGUCCUGGAGAAGACGAAGGUGAUGUUCGUCCCGGGCGCGCGGUGCUUCGGUCCUAGGGGCGAGUUCAAGGGGUUCGUACGGAUAGGCUACGUAAGCGAGACUGAGGUUCUUCAGCAGGCCUUGGAGAGGCUGGGCUCUUAUAUCAAGGAGCAUAUGACAUAA